Molecule: messenger RNA, 774 nt
Organism: Prunus armeniaca (apricot)
Lineage: Eukaryota; Viridiplantae; Streptophyta; Magnoliopsida; Rosales; Rosaceae
Source: the annotation of a GenBank genome assembly
AUGCAGACAAUCAAGAAACUCUGCAUCCUACAUCCUUUCCUUCUGCUACUCAAUUUCUGGUUAGCAAUUUCAAUUCCUCAAGAUGCUUCAACAAGGAUUUAUGAAAAAUUCAAGAUUCAAACACCCUUUUCAAAUCCAAAUUCAACUGCAUUAUCCCUUUUAAAUCGAACAGUCAUCUGCAAAUCUCAGAAACUAUACCAUAGUAAUAGAACCUCUAACAGCCUCUUCCCAGUCUCCUAUACUAACUACAAAUGUAAAAGUCUGAUCAUCUCCAACCCUUCUUCUUCUUCUUCUUCACUCCACCAUGUCUUCUCCUUAAACCCCUCCAACUCACUUUUACUCUACAACUGCUCAAACAAAACACCCUCAUCGUCACCACUGUUUCAAAACUUCACCUGCUUACAUGCAUGUGGACUUGCAUCCUCUUCUUGCUUGCUAGUUGAUGAUGUCACAAAGCUUGACAUGGGAUUUCAUCCAAGAGAUUUGAAUUGCUCAUGUUACAGCAGGGUGCAUAGAAGAUCUUUAGAUGGGAGCUAUGAAGCACAUAAGUUGAGAACAAGAGUUUCUUUUGACAUCCCUGACCACAUUCCCAAUAUCUGCGAUGAGUGUCAAAAGCCUAAUGGCAAUUGUACUGCUGGGUUGAAGUGCAUAUGCCACCCUAAAGAGUGCAAAAACAAAGUCAUAUCUAGGGCUGGAUCCAUCAAUGCUUUGGGUAACAUCCUGGUCUCUUUGCUUUCUCUUGUAGCACUAAUGGUUUUGGCAGACAAUCCUUGA